AUGGCCCGAGCAGCGGUUAUCCCUCAAUCCCCGCCGAAGCGCGCCACGCGCGGCAGAGCUAAGGUAGCAACAACACAAACGAGCAAAUCGAGCGCGAAAGUCACCAGGGCCGCUGAAGUGAAGAAAAGAACCGGGCGGGCGGCAGUAGUACAACCACACUCCGAGGCAGAAUCAGAGGAAACAGAUGACGAGAUUGGGGUCAUUGAAAGUAAAAGCCGGGAAAAGACACCUGGGGCUAAAGGGAAAACCGCAACUUCCAGGACGAGUCGGGGAAGGAGAGCGGCUGCUACGCCGGACAUGGGGAGUGAGAGUGAGAACGACGAUAACGACGAACUAGCACAGUCAGAAGCACCGAAGAAACGGCCAGGGAGGCCAAAAACAAAGACCUCAGCCAAGGAGGAGAAUACGAAAGCAGCGGCAGGUUCGAGGCCUAGGGGCCGACCGAAGGGUACGUCCGUUAAGGUGCCUUCGGACGAUGAUAUAUUAAAGGAGAAUACACGGAGAAAUGCGCUUUCCCAGGACAGUGACGAAUUGUCGCCCUCACAACAAAGGCCUACAGAGAUUUUCGUAACCACAGGUUCUGCUUUGCUGCGUGGGCAAGCGAAGACAAAGAAGAAGGUCACCUUUCAGGAAUUGACUGAUUCCGAGGCGGAAGUGAGCGACACACCAGCUCCGAAUGCGCGACGAAGAAGAGGAGCCGUUAUCGCAAAGGAUUCCGGUGAUUUGGAUGCUAAACCAGUUCGUAAAGCCUCUGCGGGGUCAACGAGAGGUCGCAAGCCUGCGGCAGCCAGAAAGGGUAGCUCUAAGCCUCUGUCACCGAAGAAGGCUAUACAAGUAGCAAAGGCGAUUUCGGCGUACGCCAGCUCCGAUGGAGAAGAAGAUGAGUUAAGCGGCGAGAAGGAUGCUAUCAAGCUCGUGGUACAUUCUCCCCAGAAACGUACACCAGGCGUGUCUGGGCUUGGCUCGCCCGUGAGAAGAAUCAAUUUCACUCCGAAUAAGGUUUCAAACCCGGUUGAUGAGAAUGGCGAACCAACCCUUCCACCCCCAAGGACAUUUGACUUCGGUGACUCGCAGUUCAUGUCCAGCCCGGCGCGCCGGCCUCCGCCCUCGCCCUUCCACUUCACAUUAAAAGAAACACCAAGACGAGCAGCAAUUCCUUUCCCUGAGAAACCUAAUUUGGGCCGCCCAGAAACGACUCCGAACCAAAAUUCUCCGUUGCGAAUUUCCCCGAAGAAGGCAAGCAUAGCAACGCCCGCGCGAGGAACCCUGUUCGAUCGUGAUGGCGGCGCAAUUCCACAACCAAAUUUUACUCCCGGGCAAAACUCGCCUCUGAAGAUGUCCGCUAAAAAAGGCAUUUUUGGGGCCUCUUUCUCAUCCCAACAACCCAUACAACAGCAGAAUGCGACCCCGUUCAAGUCCAGCCUUCUAUUGAGUCCUGCUAGGAAGGUUAUAACACCGUUUAAAAACUCGAUGACGCACGUGCCAACACCGUUGGCCAAGGAGACUCGGUUGCAGACAGAUACGGAGACCGAUGAUGAGACGGUCUCGAUGUAUGAUGAGUCGCCGCUACGAGGACAGAACUUUGAGGUUACGGGGGGAGGUCAGGCUAAUAAGCUCAAUGAGGUUGAUGAGCGUUCAGGUGAUGAGCGUAAUCCCGCGCUAACCCCUGAUGGAAGCCCACUUGCUCGAGAAACCGAGCAGUUAGAGGAAGACCGCUCAGCCGAGUCGGACCAUUCUACGGAGUCCGUUGAAGAGGAAGAUGAAGGGAUGCUUUCAGAAGAAGACGAUGUCUCCCCCCUUAGGGGUCCAGAGCUCGAUGAAGCAGUACAGCAAGCGGAGCAAGAUGUCCAGCUUAUGGUCAAGGAGGCUGAAAAUUUCCUUGCCCAGUCGAUCAAGGAAGAACUAUUGGACUGCCAUAAGGAUGGAGAAGAUGAGAGUUCAACUCCUCAGAUUUCUCACGAGAUGGAAUACGAGAAUGAGCUUGAGGAGGAACUUCUGCAAAAUGACCAAGGACACGGAGAGGCGGAGCAUGGCGAGUCAGAUACCGAGCUCGGGGACGAACCUGAACCAUCACCAUCUCGAUUCGGUCUUGCUGAUGGGCUUGAAGAUGUAUUCACUGAUGAUUACCCCGCUGAGACCAACACUAUCCAUGACGAUGAGGAGGAUGACGAAGAUGAUGAGGUUGUCAUUGAUGUGGACGAUCUCACUUGUUACGGAAAUGAUGAGCCAACACUCGUUGGUGAGGCUGCUGCCGACCAUCUCAUAAGCGCUGGUGCGAUUCAGCCGUAUGAGAUUGAAGAAGUUGAGGACACUCCAUUCAUGAAUUUCCUCCUGACAUACUGGGCACCAACCCUACCGUUCGUCGAAGAACGCGAGCCUAUUACUCCCUUCAAUACGGAGCGAUCACCGUCACCUAUCACGCCGGAAGAAAGCCAAGAUAACGUAUCAAAAAGUCCCUUUCUUCCCAUUAACUCAGAACGAAAUAGUCCGAAUGUGCUUCAGGAGCCAUCUCUUCGCAGCCAAGGCCGACGCUUCACCCUUCUGGCCGAGAAAAUGAGUCAGUGGAAAUCAAGCAGCCCUGCAAACGCCGAGGCAAGACCACGACGUAGAGGCAUUUUCUCUUUGGGGAGACCCAGUGAUAUUGCAAGUGCCGCCUCUCGGACACCAAAAGUGGACAUCUUUGCAAAUGCCCCGACCCUUUCGGCUGAGCCUCUCUGCCAGAUGGAGCCCACUCCUCAAGCGCUCGAUGUUCAUGAAGACAAGGAAGAUGAGGCGGAGAUGGUCGUUGAGGAGGAUGAGGUGGAGGUGGUCGAUGAGGCGGCGGGAUCAGAGUCUAUACGCUCUACGAGGAGCCCGAUGGCUGAGGUCAUGGAGGACGAAAAUCCAGAUGAGCUCAGCAUUUUCAAAGACCUUUCUGAUGGCGAAGACAUAGAGGAAAAGCAACCUGAAGCUGCACAUGUGUCUACUGUUGACCCGUGGGAAGAGGAAAAGGAGAAUGGUGUACCAUCCCCAGCCCCUGCCACACCUGCUAAAAAUCCGUCACUACCCAGACAGACAUAUCAUACUGUCUCGAAGGUGCCUCUGAAACCUGAGGGCGAAGUGUCGCCUUUGAAAACUAACCGCAAGCGUGGUCGAUCUCUGUCAAUAACCUCUCCCGUGCGCUCUUCACCAAGACUUCGCAGCUUCGUUCUCCCUCCGCAGAAGCCUCGUGAGGCUGAAUCUCCACCUCGCAAGUCACCCCGGCUCCAAUAUGGAUCAACCCGGAGAUCUCUGCCUAGUGAAACCCCCAGCAAGCCAGUACCACCUCCGCAGACCAACCGCGCCCGGACACCCUCUCGGUCAGUAAGUCCUGUCAAGUCACCCUACAAACAAGCCUCUGGCUGCCUCUGUGGUGCGGUAGUCUAUGUGGAUGUUCACACUACGGAAGGUGAGGAUGCUAGCGGCAUUUUCAUUGAACUACUCCAGCAAAUGGGAGCUAGAUGUAUCAGGAACUGGUCAUGGAACCCACGGGUGAGCGUGUCCCCGGAAGAGGAUGCGAGUUCCGUAAAUGGCAAGGUUGGGAUUACCCAUGUUGUUUUCAAAGACGGUGGUGUUCGCACCCUGGAAAAGGUCCGGCAGGCGCGGGGCCUCGUCAAGUGCGUGGGGGUCGGCUGGGUUCUGAACUGUGAGGCAAGAAAUGAAUGGGUAGACGAGGCACCGUACGCUGUAGACAGCUCGAUCAUUCCGCGUGGCGGUGCAAAGCGUCGCAAGAGCAUGGAGCCUCGAGCACUGAGUAAUAUCAACGGAACUCUUGUCAAGACGAAUGUCUCUGGGCCAUCUUCAAGCCGUAGGCCGUCCAUGGCUGCAGGAAGCACUUCCAGGAGCGCAACGCCGCUUUCACGCAAUGACCACUCGACACUGGAUGACUACCGAGGGCGCGAAUCUGGCCAUGCCGACGCGGAGAAAUUCUGGCAGACUCCACGAACCCCCAGUGCAGCAGCACUGGGAUACAACCUGGAUAGCAUUGGCAUGUCCCCCGCGACUCCGUUUUACCUGUCUCAGCGAUCAAAACUCGUCCAGCAAACCUGUCCUCCGAAACAAACCCGGCAGGGCCUCUUUUCUAAUGCCUCGGAAGACGCUCCAUCCCGUCAAUUGAAGUCUAGAUUGGAAGCUGCUAGGCGAAAGAGUCUUGCACUCAAGCCUAGUGCUAGAAGUCCCUUUGUUGAGUAA
This is a messenger RNA of Aspergillus nidulans FGSC A4, 4209 nucleotides long. RefSeq lists its product as uncharacterized. NCBI's taxonomy places the organism in Eukaryota, Fungi, Ascomycota, Eurotiomycetes, Eurotiales, Aspergillaceae. The record is from RefSeq and is a predicted model, not a curated record. The transcript is spliced from 2 exons. Bases 1 to 4209 code for a protein of 1402 amino acids.